Messenger RNA from Antrostomus carolinensis (chuck-will's-widow), 1197 nucleotides. It is a transcript of the gene PLEKHA3, whose product is annotated as pleckstrin homology domain containing A3. Gene Ontology annotation, cellular component: trans-Golgi network; recycling endosome; early endosome. Gene Ontology annotation, biological process: retrograde transport, endosome to Golgi; receptor recycling; endosome organization. The transcript has 7 exons. Bases 91 to 861 code for a protein of 256 amino acids. Lineage: Eukaryota; Metazoa; Chordata; Aves; Caprimulgiformes; Caprimulgidae. The record is from RefSeq and is a predicted model, not a curated record.
CAACCUCGGUGGUUUGUUUUAGACAAUGGGAUAUUGUCGUACUAUGAUUCACAGGAUGAUGUUUGCAAAGGCAGCAAAGGAAGUAUAAAGAUGGCUGUGUGUGAAAUAAAAGUUCAUGCAACAGACAACACAAGAAUGGAGCUGAUCAUCCCAGGGGAACAGCAUUUCUAUAUGAAAGCAGUUAAUGCAGCUGAAAGGCAGAGGUGGCUGGUAGCACUGGGGAGUGCAAAAGCCUGUUUAGCAGAUACCAGAACAAAAAAAGAAAAAGAAAUAAGUGAGACCAAUGAAUCUCUUAAAACCAAAAUGUCUGAACUUCGUCUCUACUGUGAUCUUCUAAUGCAGCAAGUUCAUACAAUACAAGAAUUUGUUCAUCAUGAUGAGACUCGCUCUCCUCCCAGCAUUGAGAACAUGAAUGAAGCCUCUUCCUUGCUUAGUGCCACAUGUAAUACAUUUAUCACAACUCUUGAAGAAUGUGUGAAGAUUGCUAAUGCCAAGUUUAAGCCAGAGAUGUUCCAGCUGCAUCACCCUGAUCCCUUAAUUUCUCCUGUGUCACCAUCACCUGUCCAAAUGAUGAAGCGUUCCAUUAGCCACCCUGGCUAUUCAGAAAGGAAUAAUCACCCUGCAAAAGAACCAAUUUCAUCCCUUCACCGAUUUUCACAGCGGCGCAGAAGAACAUACUCGGAUACAGAAUCUUACAGUGAUACUCCCUUUGAAGAUUCUCAGAGAUCUGCUCACUGUUCUAGAAGUGCUGUCAAUGGAGAUCUGGUAUCAUCAACCAUUCCUGAAGAAAACAGAUCAGUAUCAAAGGAAGGAUCUGAACUGGAAGAGACUGUUUCAUCCUUUUCUUCCUGCAGAAACUGAAAGUAUUAAAUUUUCUAUAAAUAAUGCUAUGCAAAAGCUGCUGUAAUUAUACUGUUGUUAUAGGAAGUAGGAAUUUCCCUUUUUAGAAGGAUUUCUCUGCACUUUAUAGAAUAACAUAAAAACUAUCUUUGAAGUGUAUUUUAUCUUUAUAUAGUUUAUUUGCAAGAGUAUUUUCCUAAUAUUUCACAGUUUGAAUGUGCAUUUUUUGGAAAAAAUGAUGGCUUAACAGAUAAGAAUCCACAUUUGUAAAUGUAGCUCUUUUUAAAAAGUGUGAAGGUCUGACUGAUACAUUAGUAGACCUGCAGGUUAUAAACUUCAGCAAAAAGAUUUAAUUUU